Molecule: messenger RNA, 2397 nt
Organism: Lepus europaeus (European hare)
Lineage: Eukaryota; Metazoa; Chordata; Mammalia; Lagomorpha; Leporidae
Gene: RHBDD1
Product: rhomboid domain containing 1
Exons: 7
Coding region: 140-1090 (316 amino acids)
Cellular component (GO): membrane
Molecular function (GO): serine-type endopeptidase activity
Source: RefSeq, a predicted model, not a curated record
GCGUGAUGACGUACGUGCGCACGAAGGCGUGGGGACGCAGGCGGGCCGCAGAGAGCGUUCUGCUGUCUGCGCACCUUCCUGAAUUGGUAAAACUUGAACCCAUUUUCCCACCAGUGGGCUGUUUUCCUGAUUCCUAACCAUGCAGCGGAGAUCAAGGGGGAUUAAUACUGGACUUAUUCUUCUCUUUUCUCAAAUAUUCCAUGUUGGGAUCAACAAUAUUCCACCCGUGACUCUAGCCACCUUGGCUCUCAACAUCUGGUUAUUCCUGAAUCCUCUGAAGCCGCUGUAUAACUCCUGCAUUAGUGUGGAAAGGUGUUACCAACAGAAAGACUGGCAGCGCCUACUGCUUUCUCCUGUCCACCAUGCUGACGACUGGCAUUUGUAUUUCAAUAUGGUGUCCAUGCUCUGGAAAGGCGUUAAUCUGGAAAGAAGACUGGGAAGUAAAUGGUUUGCCUGUAUCAUUGCCACAUUCUCCCUACUCACUGGAGUAGUGUAUUUGCUCUUGCAAUUUGUUUUUGCUGAAUUUAUGAAUGAACCUGACUACAGAAGAAACUGUGCUGUAGGCUUCUCAGGAGUUUUGUUUGCUCUGAAAGUUCUUAACAACCACUAUUGCCCUGGAGGCUUUGUCAACAUUUUGGGCUUUCCUGUCCCCAACAGAUUUGCUUGUUGGGCAGAACUUGUGGCUAUUCAUUUCUUCACACCAGGGUCUUCCUUUGCUGGGCACCUGGCCGGGAUUCUUGUUGGACUGAUGUAUACUCAAGGGCCUCUGAAGAAGAUGAUGGAAACAUGUGCAGGCAUGUUUUCCUCCAAUAUUGGUUACCCAGGACAGCAGUACUACUUUAAUAGUUCAGGCUACUCGGGAUAUCAGGACCAUUAUCCAUACAGCAGGCCAGGUUCCUAUGAACAAGCACCAAGGGACUAUGAUGUGUACACGGCAGGACUGAGUGAAGAGGAGCAGCUGGACAGAGCAUUGAGAGCCAGCCUCUGGGACCGAGGAAACAGCAGAAACAGCCCGCCGCCCUACGGGUUCCACCUCUCCCCAGAAGAGGAAACGCGGAGACGGCGGCUGCAGAGGUUUGACAGCCAGUAAGGUGGCUCAGUGCCUUGGGAGGGCCUGAUUCCGCUGGGGAAUUAUUGCCCACCUGGCUCCUUCCCCAAGCCCUGAGUAAGUUUCAAGCCAAAGCAGAGUGUCGCUCAUCAUCCCAGAGUGCUCACAUCUGCCUGGGGCCCGCACCCUGCAGCCCCUGUGAGCACCGCCCUGACUCGUGUGGGCUCCAGGCUUGUGGAAGCCAGCGCUCACCUUUCCAGAAGCGGCCCUUCUCUUGGCCUUGUUUGUCACAAACACAAGGUCACUCCCACGGGGCAGGGACCAGAUUCUACGCUCCUUUCUCUCACUGCUGCGUCUGCCUUGUUUUGCUGUUAAAAACUGAGACCUUCCCCAAGAAGUUUUGUUUUCACCAGUUGAAAAGACCAGUUCCUCAUUCUGCCUGGAGUGCUCCAUGUUUGACUUGGCAGGAGGCAAGGAGCCGUCCUGUGAUCCUCUGCUCUCAGCACAUGCUGAUGGUCCAGGACCGGAACACAGCCACCUUCGCACUUCUCCCUCGUCUCGCCAGGCACCCUGGCACCUCGGGGCAGCAUCUCCGGGGAUUUGCUGUGCUCUUGCACUACUCCUUUUUUUGAGGAAUGUUUGACUGAAAAUGGAUAAGAGCGACCUCAGGUAGGGAUGACCCCUGCACAUUCCGUCCACUGCGACGUGGCACCAGCAAUUCGGACUCACAGCAGCCCUGAGAUGCAGACACAUCAUCUGACUACUGAGCAAACAGCAGCACCUACCGCAUGGAGGAUGGGGCAUGGGCUCUCAGGGCCUUGUUCAUUCAGAAUCCUUGCUGGAAGUCUUUGUUUCCUCAUAAAAGUGCCUCUUCACUGGCCACUGUGAUAGCUACAUGUGCUGGACAAGUAUAAUCUAUAGAUUUUCUAUCUGACUCAUUUAAGUUAUUUCCUGGUGCUUGUGUUUCAUGAAUAAAACGACAAAGCCAAAACAUAACUGAUGUCUUAUUGUCGUGGAGAUAUUAUGAAUUCUUAAAGGGAGUUAGCACUUUUUCAUGGUUUUAUCUUACUGUUUUUAAAAAGGGUGUGAGGGUGGGGCUGGCGCUGUGGCAUAGUAGGUAAAGCCCCAGCCUGCAGCGCCAGUAUCCCAUGUGGGCACUAGUUCGAGUCCCGGCUGCUCCACUUCCGAUCCAGCUCUCUGCAAUGGCCUGGGGAAGCAGUAGAAGAUGGCCCAAAUGCUUGGGCCCCUGCACCCACGUGGGAGACCUGAAAGAAGUUCCAGGCUCCUGACUUCGGAUCGGCACAGCUCUUGCCAUUGUGGCCUUCUGGGGCCUCUCCUCUCUCUGUGUA